Molecule: messenger RNA, 1988 nt
Organism: Harmonia axyridis
Lineage: Eukaryota; Metazoa; Arthropoda; Insecta; Coleoptera; Coccinellidae
Gene: RanGAP
Product: ran GTPase-activating protein 1
Exons: 1
Coding region: 165-1745 (526 amino acids)
Biological process (GO): nucleocytoplasmic transport; signal transduction; activation of GTPase activity
Cellular component (GO): cytosol; nucleus; perinuclear region of cytoplasm
Molecular function (GO): GTPase activator activity; small GTPase binding
Source: RefSeq, a predicted model, not a curated record
UCCCGCCGCCCAGUUUGAAAUUUGGAGGUUAGAAAAUAAUCAAUAACGUAUGACAGCGUUCUCUAAGGUGUCCUAAAAUUAAUGUUUUCUUAGUAAAUACCCAAGUAAACAUCAGUUUCAACAAAAAUUGUAAUAGACUACCAUUUCAAGAUUAAUCGUGAGCAAUGGCAGCAAAUGUGGAUGAACUUGCAACCGUCUUUUCUUUAACUAAAGUAAGCGAAUCGGGUAUAAGCUUCGCAGGGAAAUCUUUAAAACUUAACACAGAAGAAGAUACCAAACAAGUUACAGAUGCAAUCGACAAAUGUAAAUCCUUACAAUACUUGAAUAUGGAAGGAAACACUUUGGGUGUGGAUGCAGCUAAAGCUAUUGGAAAAUCACUUGAAAAGCACCCCGAAUUUAAAAGAGCUUUAUGGAAAGACAUGUUCACUGGUAGAAUGAAAACAGAAAUUCCCAAAGCUCUAGAAUUCCUCGGUGAUGGUCUAGUCAAAGCUGGUAGCCGUUUAACAGAGUUAGACAUGAGUGACAAUGCAUUUGGUCCUAUUGGAGUUGAAGGUUUGGCUGCAUUACUACGUAGUGCUUCUUGUUUUGCCCUGGAAGAACUCAGAUUGAACAACAAUGGUUUAGGAAUAACCGGAGGUAAACUACUAGCAUCUGCAUUAACAGACUGUUAUAAUCAUAGUAAAAAGGAAGGAAAACCUCUCAAAUUAAGGGUUUUCAUAGCUGGUAGAAACAGAUUAGAAAAUGAAGGUGCUAUAGCUCUUGCUGAAGUUUUCAAGAUGAUUGGAACACUGGAAGAAAUAGCAAUGCCUCAAAAUGGAAUUUAUCACCCAGGUAUUACAGCUUUAUCAAAAGCAUUCAAUGAUAAUCAAAAUCUGAAAAUACUUAAUCUCAACGACAACACAAUUGGGCCUAAAGGAGCUGAAGCAUUAGCUCAAGCCCUACCAAAUCUACAAAAUUUGAAAGAGAUCAAUUUUGGGGACUGUCUACUCAAAACAAUCGGGGCAACAAUUUUAGCCCAAGCAUUAAAAGAUAAACACCUAAAUCUUGAACAAUUGAUGUUGGGUUUCAACGAGAUAGGAAAAACUGGAGGAAUUGCAGUAGCAAAAUCUUUAGGUAACAAACCAAAGUUGAAAAAUGUAAUACUAGAUGGAAAUCAAUUUGGAGAUGAAGGUUGUGAAAAAAUCAAAGAAGAAUUUAAGAAAAUUGGAAAAUCUGAAGUACUAGGAAGUUUAGAAGAAGAUGAAGGAGAUGAUAAUGAAGAAGAUGAAGAUGAAGAAACCGAAUCUGAAAGUGAAGCCACCAAUGUAACCUUCGACCAAUUCCUUCAAGACCCUAGUGAUGAAAAAUUUCUGAAUUUGGGCCACGAAAGGAAAAAUUUGAUAUUAAAAGAAGCAAAAAGAGGAAAUGAGAUAAUAUUAAAAGACUACAUCAAUGUUGUUAUGAAGGUGUCAUCCCUGUAUGGAAGCAAAAAGGAAAUGGUACGAAACUAUGCGUUGGAUGUUACUGAAAGCUUAUAUAAAGAACUUUUUACAUGGGCUGCAACAAAACAGAACUCUCCAUAUGUUUUCAAUGCCAUCUUCGUGAAUUUGGGCUUAAUCAAAUGUGAGGACAAAAGUUUCACGCCCACCUGGAACUGUAAAGCUUGCCAGAAUGCUUUGAAAGCACUUAAAAAUAACAAUUGUGUACCACAGACAGUAAAGGACAUAUUGGAUGUAUUUUUUGCACACACUCAAAAUGGGGUGUAAAUAAAUCUAAAAAUUCAUUAAUUAGUUCUUGUUGAUUUGGAAAUAUUUGUAACAAAUUUGUUAUUUAUUUUGUUGGUAUAUUUGGUAUAAAUCACAUUUGGCAUAACUUUCAAAAAAUGGACACCAAAGAAUUUGAAAGUAUUGUAACUUCAAACUUAAUACUGUAACGACAAUUAAUUUGGAUAUAAUGUAUGCAUGAAUGUAGAAAUUGAAGUAUUUCUUCAAUUAAAAAUAUAAAAUUUA